Messenger RNA from Tinamus guttatus (white-throated tinamou), 1047 nucleotides. Lineage: Eukaryota; Metazoa; Chordata; Aves; Tinamiformes; Tinamidae. The record is from RefSeq and is a predicted model, not a curated record.
AUGGAAGGAAAAUGUGCCAAAACAAGUUUAAUUCUCUGCAAACGACUUUCCUCCCAAGGGUUGGGGUAUGAACCAGUGGUUUUGAUGAAGUUUGACAAAGAAGGAAAUACUAGCUAUUUUGAAAAAAAGAAAACAGAAUUGUACCAGGAGUUGGAUCUUCAAGCUCGAGAUCUACGAUUUCAACACCAGAUGAGCAUUACAAGUAGGAACAACAGGAUCAUCAUGAGGAUGGAGUUCUUGAAGGUUGUCAUAACACCAGAGUUUCUUCUGAUACUGGAUUAUCGUAACUUAAAUCUGGAACACUGGCUCUUCAACGAACUAGCGGCCCAGCUAGCUGGGGGGGGCCAGCUGGUCACGUAUUCCCUGCCCUUCGAAUUCCGAGCCAUAGAAGCCAUCCUGCAGUACUGGAUCAGCAAACUGCAGGGGAGACUUAACACUUUGCAGCCUCAGAUCCUUGAGACUCUGGAAGCUCUAGUGGACCCCAAGGUUUUGUCUGUGGAUAGGAGUAAACUACACGUUCUCCUGCAAAAUGGCAAGAGCUUAUCAGAACUGGAAACAGACCUUAAAGUUUUCAAAGAAACAAUUCUGGAGAUCUUAGAUGAAGAAGAAUUAAUAGAAGAGCUCUGUUUAACUAAAUGGACUGAUCCACAAGUAUUUGAGGAGAGCGCAUCUGGGAUUGACCAUGCAGAGGAAAUGGAGCUGCUCCUGGAGAACUAUUAUAGACAAGCAGAAGAUCUUGCAAAUGAAGCUCGUGAGCUCAGAGUAUUGAUAGAUGACUCGGAAAGCGUAAUCUUCAUGAACCUGGACAGCCACCGAAAUGACCCCCGCCUAUUCUGGCUGGUGACGGGCAUUAUGUUCCUGGGAAGCGGUCUGAUCUGGCGGCGCUUGCUCUCCUUCCUCGGGCGGCACCUGGAGCCUCCGCUGCCUCCUCACGUUCCUGCAAUUUUGAAAAAGACCCAGCCAGCAGCUUCAAGAAUGGAGAUAAAGAGUGACCUUAAAGCAGAGACAUUGGGACUGAGCAGAAGCACGCUGCCAAACAACUAGAAC